Camelina sativa (false flax) is the source of this 735-nucleotide messenger RNA. The record is from RefSeq and is a predicted model, not a curated record. NCBI's taxonomy places the organism in Eukaryota, Viridiplantae, Streptophyta, Magnoliopsida, Brassicales, Brassicaceae.
AUGGAUCCGAAUGUUUCACUGGUUCAGGAUAGCUCAGAAACUUUGCUUUCGGAUCCGAAACAGUACAGAAGACUGGUGGGAAGGAUGAUGUAUCUGACAAUAACAAGGCCUGAUAUUACCUAUGCAGUAAAUAGGCUGUGUCAAUUUACUUCUGCUCCUAAGCCCUCUCAUUUGCAGGCUGCGUAUAGAGUAUUGCACUACCUCAAAGGAAGUAUAGGCAUGGGUUUGUUCUACUCGGCUACAGCAGAUCUCACAUUAACAGCUUUCACAGAUGCAGAUUGGGGUUCCUGCAAAGACUCUCGACGCUCAACCACUGGAUAUUGCAUGUUUCUUGGUACAUCUUUGAUCUCUAGGAAAUCUAAAAAGCAGGACACUCUUUCAAUGUCCUCUGCAGAAUCUGAGUAUCGUGCAAUGGGUUUUCCUGUCAAAGAGAUUCGAUGGUUGGUAAAUCUUCUUGGAGAACUACAUGCACCUCAAACAAAAGCAGUUGCCUUCUUUUGUGAUAGUAUUGCGGCAAUUCACAUUGCAAAUAAUGUUGUAUUUCACGAAAGGACUAAACAUCUUCAGAUAGACUGCCACAAGGUUAGAGAAUGUGUUACUAAUGGUCUGGUCAAAACACUUCAUGUCACAACAGACAAACAGCUGGCGGACGUUUUCACCAAAGCCGUACAAGCAGGACAGUUUCAUGCUCUUAUUGGCAAGAUGGGCUUGAUCUCUAUAUAUAUGCCAUCUUGA